CGAGCCCGCUGCCCGCGGACGGGGGGAACGUUAAUGGGGUUCGGGGGGUAAUUAACGGCGUUAAUUAAACCACGCGGUGCCGGGGACACGGGCAUCCAUGGGGCUGGUUGCCAUGGGCCCCGUUGCCAUGGGGCCCGGUUGCCAUGGGCCCCGUUGCUAGGGGCCGCGUGUGUCCCCGUUGCCGUAGGCCCCGUUGCUAUGGGCCCCGUCGACACGGGCCCGGUUGCCAUGGGCCCCGUUGCAAGGGCCGCUGUGGGGCCCGUUGCCAUGGCGCCCGUUGCCAGGGGCAGCCGCAGGUGACGUGGGCGCGCUCUGCGCAGGCGCGGGAGGCUGCGGGGAGGGGCGGGGCCGCGGGGGCGUGCGCCACGCCCACUUUUAGGCGGAAGUGACGAGAGGAAGAGGCGGAGCCUGAGGAGCGCAGCAGGAAGCGGCGGGCGGGAGCGGCGGCUCCGUGUCCCGGUGCGGACGGGCCCGUUAACCCGGUGCUGGGGAUCCCGAUACAGGCCGGAACCUCCGCCCGCCCCAUUUGUCCCCCCAGGUCCCGCCUGUGCCGGUGCGGUGACACCGGAGAACCGCGGCCAUGGGCGAGCGCAAAGGCACCAACAAGUACUACCCGCCCGACUUCGACCCGGCCAAGCAUGGCUCCCUCAACAAGUACCACCACAGCCACCCGCUGCGCGAGCGCGCCCGCAAGCUGGCCCAGGGCAUCCUGGUCAUCCGGUUCGAGAUGCCCUAUAACAUCUGGUGCGACGGCUGCAAGAACCACAUUGGAUGGGCUGUCCGCUACAACGCGGAGAAGAAGAAAGUCGGCACCUACUACACGACCCCCAUUUACCGGUUCCGCAUGAAGUGCCACCUGUGCGUCAACUACAUCGAGCUGCAGACGGACCCCGCGGGCUGCGACUACGUGAUCGUGCGCGGCGCGCGGCGCAAGGAGGAGCGCUGGGACGCCGCGGACAACCGGCAGCUGCAGCCCACCGCGCCGGAGGAGAAGGAGCGGCUGGAGACGGACGCGAUGUUCCGGCUGGAGCGCGGCGAGGCCGACCGUGCCGCGCUGCGCCGCGCCGGCCCCACGCUGGCCGCGCUGCAGGAGGCGCAGAGCGUGAAGGACGACUUCGCGCUCAAUUCGCGGCUCCGGCGCCGCUUCAGGGAGGAGAAGAAGACGCUGCGGGAGGAGGAUGCGGCGGCGGCGCCGAAGGAGGAGGAGGAGGAGGAUCGGCGCCUGGCCGCGCUGCUCGCACUCCGCAGCCCCCACUCGUACGAGGAGAAGCAGCGGAUGAAGCGCACGGAGAUCUGCGGCCGCUCCUGGUUCCCUCACCAGAACGGGGGGGCCCCGCGGAAACCGGGGCUCGCGGCCCCCCCCCGCCACCCCCGCGGGCCAUCGGCAUCGUCCGGCGCCCCCCCCCAGCGCGUCCCUCGUCGCCGACUAUUCGGACUCGGACGGGGAAGGCGCUUGAGCGGCGUUUUGGGGGGGCCGGGCCCCCCCCCGGCUGGUCCCGGGGGGCACCUGCGCCCCCUCCCCACCCCCCGUCCCCCCCUCGCCUGGAGGUCGCGAUCCGGCUGCAGAUCGAGCGGGACGCGGCGCGGCGCGCGGGCUGCCGCCCCCCCGGGAAGCUGCCGCUGGGCCCCGCGCCCCCCCCGGCCGCCCCCAGGAAGGGCAAAGCCAAGAAGGGGCGGGGCUGAACCCCCAGGACCCCCCGGGCCCCCUCCCCGGGUCCCCCCCGGGUCCCCCCCGGACCCCCCCGGGGCGCGGGAGCUGCCACGAGCGCGGCCGUUCUCACUUUUGUUAUAAUUCUUUAAUAAAAGAGAUUUUGGGGGGAGCAGGAGUGCCCCCCCCCCCCCCCCAAAACUGCCG
Messenger RNA from Columba livia (rock pigeon), 1855 nucleotides. RefSeq names its product YJU2 splicing factor homolog B (gene YJU2B). Gene Ontology annotation, cellular component: U2-type spliceosomal complex; post-mRNA release spliceosomal complex. Gene Ontology annotation, biological process: mRNA splicing, via spliceosome. Lineage: Eukaryota; Metazoa; Chordata; Aves; Columbiformes; Columbidae. The record is from RefSeq and is a predicted model, not a curated record.